AUGCUAAUUUCAGAAAGAGAAGAGAACAAAGUAGACGUAUCCAAGACCACAGAGGUAGAUUGUUUUGUGGUAGAAUUAGGAAGUCUACACAACACACCUAAUAUUGACCGCCUGGCAAAUGAGGGAGUGAGGCUCACCCAGCAUCUCGCAGCUGCUUCCAUGUGCACCCCAAGUCGGGCUGCCUUCCUGACCGGCCGGUACCCCAUCAGAUCAGGGAUGGUGUCUCCCUACAACCUCAACCGUGCCCUCACGUGGCUUGGUGGUUCAGGUGGUCUUCCUACCAAUGAAACGACUUUUGCCAAGCUGCUGCAGCACCGUGGCUACCGCACGGGACUCAUAGGCAAAUGGCACCUGGGUUUGAGCUGCGCCUCUCGGAAUGAUCACUGCUACCACCCGCUCAACCAUGGUUUUCACUACUUUUAUGGGGUGCCUUUCGGACUUUUAAGCGACUGCCAGGCAUCCAAGACACCAGAACUGCACCGCUGGCUCAGGAUCAAACUGUGGAUCUCCACGGUGGCCAUUGCCCUGGUUCCUUUUCUGCUUCUCAUUCCCAAGUUCGCCCGCUGGUUCUCAGUGCCGUGGAAGGUCAUCUUUGUCUUUGCUCUCCUCGCCUUUCUGUUUUUCACUUCCUGGUAUUCCAGUUAUGGAUUUACUCGGCGUUGGAAUUGCAUCCUUAUGAGGAACCAUGAAAUUAUCCAGCAGCCGAUGAAAGAGGAGAAAGUAGCUUCCCUCAUGCUGAAGGAGGCGCUAGCUUUCAUUGAAAGGGUCAAACGGGAACCUUUUCUCCUCUUUUUUUCGUUCCUGCACGUACAUACUCCACUCAUCUCCAAAGAGAAGUUUGUUGGGCACAGUAAAUAUGGCAGGUAUGGGGACAAUGUAGAAGAAAUGGAUUGGAUGGUGGGUAAAAUUCUGGGUGCCCUAGACCGGGAGUGCCUGGCCAACAACACCUUGGUGUACUUCACCUCUGACAACGGGGGCCACCUGGAGCCCCUGGACGGGGCUGUUCAGCUGGGCGGCUGGAACGGGAUCUACAAAGGUGGCAAAGGAAUGGGAGGAUGGGAAGGAGGUAUCCGUGUGCCAGGGAUAUUCCGGUGGCCGUCGGUCUUGGAGGCUGGGAGAGUGAUCAAUGAGCCCACUAGCCUAAUGGACAUCUAUCCGACGCUGUCUUAUAUAGGCGGAGGGAUCUUGCCCCAGGACAGAUGGUAUCAUAAUGCAACUUACUUUUUAGGUGCAACUGUGUGGAAAGCUCAUUAUGUGACUCCCAAAUUCUACCCUGAUGGAACUGGUGCCUGCUCUGGGAGUGGAAUAUGUUCAUGUUCAGGGGAUGUAACCUACCACGACCCACCACUCCUCUUUGACAUCUCAAGAGACCCUUCAGAAGCCUUUCCACUGAACCCUGACAAUGAACCAUUAUUUGACUCCGUGAUCAAGAAGAUGGAGGCAGCCAUAAAAGAGCAUCGUAGGACACUAACACCUGUCCCACAGCAGUUCUCUGUGUUCAACACAAUUUGGAAACCAUGGCUGCAGCCAUGCUGUGGGACCUUCCCCUUCUGUGGGUGUGACAAGGAAGAUGACAUCCUUCCCACAGCUCCCUGA
This is a messenger RNA of Cercocebus atys (sooty mangabey), 1596 nucleotides long. It is a transcript of the gene ARSH, whose product is annotated as arylsulfatase family, member H. The record is from RefSeq and is a predicted model, not a curated record. The transcript is spliced from 8 exons. Gene Ontology annotation, molecular function: arylsulfatase activity. NCBI's taxonomy places the organism in Eukaryota, Metazoa, Chordata, Mammalia, Primates, Cercopithecidae. Bases 1 to 1596 code for a protein of 531 amino acids.